Suncus etruscus (white-toothed pygmy shrew) is the source of this 2708-nucleotide messenger RNA. It is a transcript of the gene LMBRD2, whose product is annotated as LMBR1 domain containing 2. Gene Ontology annotation, cellular component: membrane. Lineage: Eukaryota; Metazoa; Chordata; Mammalia; Eulipotyphla; Soricidae. Gene Ontology annotation, molecular function: protein binding. Gene Ontology annotation, biological process: adrenergic receptor signaling pathway. The coding region runs from base 63 to 2147 and encodes 694 amino acids. The transcript is spliced from 17 exons. The record is from RefSeq and is a predicted model, not a curated record.
UACAGAUAUGAUUCAGAACUGUACAUUGAAUUACUUUGGGUAGUCUGAGUGAACUUUUGAUAAUGAGUGGUGCAGCUUUGGGACUCGAGAUUGUUUUUGUGUUUUUUCUGGCAUUAUUCUUACUUCAUCGAUAUGGAGACUUUAAGAAGCAGCAUAGACUUGUAAUUGUUGGAACACUGCUAGCUUGGUAUCUCUGCUUCCUUAUUGUCUUCAUACUGCCUCUGGAUGUUAGUACGACAAUAUACAACCGAUGCAAACAUGCUGCAAACUCAAGCCCUCCUGAGAAUAACAACAGUACAGGAUUAUAUGCAACUGUCAUCUCAGUUCCAAGUCACCAUCCAUGUUUCAAGCCCUGGAGUUAUAUUCCUGAUGGAAUCAUGCCGAUUUUCUGGAGGGUAGUAUAUUGGACUUCACAAUUUUUAACAUGGAUUUUGUUACCGUUUAUGCAAUCAUAUGCAAGAUCAGGAGGAUUUUCCAUCACUGGAAAGAUCAAGACUGCAUUAAUUGAGAAUGCAAUCUAUUAUGGAACCUAUUUGCUAAUUUUUGGAGCAUUUUUAAUUUAUGUAGCUGUAAACCCACGUUUACACUUAGAAUGGAACCAACUUCAGACUAUUGGAAUAGCUGCUGCAAACACAUGGGGCCUAUUUCUUCUUGUGUUGUUGUUGGGGUAUGGUUUAGUAGAAAUUCCUCGUUCAUACUGGAAUGGAGCCAAAAAGGGUUAUCUGCUUAUGAAAACAUACUUUAAAGCAGCCAAAUUGAUGACAGAGAAAGCAGAUGCAGAAGAGAAUUUAGAAGAUGUCAUGGAGGAGGUUCGUAAAGUGAAUGAAAGCAUCAAGUAUAACCACCCAUUGAGAAAAUGUGUUGACACAAUACUAAGAAAGUGCCCUGUAGAGUAUCAGGAAAAAAUGGGGAGAAACAUGGAUGAUUAUGAAGAUUUUGAAGAAAAGCAUAAUACUUACCCUAGUGAAAAAAGUCUGGUAAAGCUACAUAAACAGGUGAUUUAUGCAGUUCAGCGGCAUCGUCGAACUCAAGUACAGUGGCAGAUACUUUUGGAACAAGCAUUUUACCUAGAAGAUGUAGCCAAAAAUGAAACUAGUGUUACCCACCAGUUUGUUCAUACCUUUCAGUCAACAGAACCAGAAAAUAGAUUAAUUCAGUAUUUUUAUAAUCCUACAGUUGAGUGGUACUGGGAAUGUCUUCUGCGACCUUGGUUUUAUAGGAUACUUGCUGUGGUUUUGUCCAUCUUCUCUGUGAUAGUUGUGUGGUCAGAGUGCACUUUCUUUAGCACAAGACCGGUCUUAUCCCUCUUUGCAGUCUUCAUACAGCUGGCUGAACAAACAUAUAAUUAUAUUUACAUUGAGAUUGCUUGCUUCCUUUCCAUCUUUUUUCUAAGUAUUUGUGUUUAUUCUACUGUGUUCAGAAUUCGUGUAUUUAACUACUAUUACUUGGCUUCACAUCACCAGACUGAUGCUUACAGCCUUCUUUUCAGUGGCAUGUUAUUUUGCCGUUUGACUCCUCCUUUAUGUCUUAAUUUCUUGGGUUUGACCCAUAUGGAUUCAUCCAUCUCUCACCAGAAUACACAGCCAACUGCUUAUACAUCUAUUAUGGGUUCCAUGAAAGUUUUAUCCUUUAUUGCAGAUGGAUUCUAUAUAUAUUAUCCUAUGCUGGUGGUAAUUCUCUGCAUUGCCACUUAUUUUAGUUUAGGAACUCGUUGUUUGAAUCUACUUGGUUUCCAGCAAUUCAUGGGAGAUAAUGACAUGACAUCAGAUCUAGUUGAUGAAGGAAAAGAAUUAAUCAGACGAGAGAAAAGAAAAAGGCAAAGGCAAGAAGAAGGUGAAAAUCGAAGAAGAGAAUGGAAAGAACGGUAUGGACACAACAGAGAGGAUUCUACUAGAAAUAGGAAUGUUCAUAUGGACCCAAAAGAGUUGAACUUCUCAGAGAGUGGCACCAACCGAUCCACAACUAAAUAUACCAGAGUUAAUAAUAGAACUGAAAGGGACCGAGUGGAACUUCUCCAAGAUGCAGAACCCUUAGAUUUUAAUGCAGAAACAUUUACUGAUGAUCCUCUUGAGGCUGAUUCAGGAAGGUACCAGCCUAGUGGAAGAUAUCUCUCAAUGUCUCGAAGCAAAAUAUUUGAUGAUGUUUAAUGUUUAAAUUUAUGGAAUAGCAAGCAAGAUCAACACAUUCAAUCAUUAUGAACAUCACCCUGUUCUAGAACUUACACUGUACUCUCAUUCUCAAUGAAAAAUACUAAAUACUGGGAUAAAAAAGGCAUUAAAAAUUAAUCAUGUAGUCAUAAUAGUAUAUCAUUCAUUAAAUAGAAUUUUAAUAAGGUUUAUUGUAUACCAUUCCUAAAGUAUCUGCCUUAGAAGUACUGUUACUGUGAAAGGGUUUAAAUUCACCAUGAUAAAGAUCAACAUAUAAUGAGAAUAUGUAGUUCUAUUUCAGAUUUAUUUUUAGGAAAGGUCCAAGGGGGCCAUAAGUCAUAACUAACUAAUAAUAUGCAGCUUUAUCAUUUAUAGUUAUUACAUGUUGAUUUUCAUUUUCCUGUGUUUAAAGAAUUCACAAGUCCUGUAUUUCCCAAAGAAAUGGAGACCUCAAAUCACAACCAUAUGUACAAACCCAGGUCUUAAAACAAGGCUUACUUAUCAGACACAGCUGAAUGUAGAAAGUUCUAUUUCAACUAUGUAUGCAAAUAGUGUGGGUUU